AUUACUAACUAGAAAGAUCUAUCUCCUCUAUACUUCAACUCAAUUGCAGUUACCCUCAAGUUUAGUGUUUCUUGCAAAUAAGGUAGCUCCUAUAAAUCAACAAAACUUGAAUCAAAGAAAAAGUUUGUCUCUCCAUGCAAAAGGACAAAGAAGUUGUUAGUAAAGAAAGGAAGGAUAUGGAAAUGGAAGGAAAUCGUGAGAAAGAGGAAACCCUACCUCCUGGAUUUCGAUUUCAUCCUACCGAUGAAGAACUCAUCACUUACUAUCUUGUAAACAAGAUUUCAGAUUCUGUAAAUUUUACAUGCAAAGCAAUAGGUGAUGUAGAUCUCAACAAAUGCGAGCCAUGGGAGCUUCCAGGGAAGGCCAAGAUGGGUACAAAAGAAUGGUACUUCUUCAGUCUAAGAGAUCGUAAAUAUCCAACAGGUGUGAGAACUAAUAGAGCAACAAACACUGGAUAUUGGAAAACCACAGGGAAAGACAAGGAGAUUUUCAACAGUGUUACAUCAGAAUUAGUUGGUAUGAAGAAGACUUUGGUUUUUUACAAAGGUCGGGCUCCUAGAGGAGAGAAAACCAACUGGGUUAUGCAUGAAUACCGUAUCCAUUCCAAAUCCAGUAUUAGAACCAACAAGCAGGAUGAAUGGGUGGUAAGCAGAGUAUUCCGCAAGAGUGCAGGUGCAAAGAAGUACCCUUCUUCUUCUUCAAAUCUUACAAGAGCAGUCAUGAACCCUUACAAUAUUAAUCUAGAAGUUGGUCCUCCUAGCUUUAACAAUAAUAUGACACCACCAACAAUGAUGCAGCAUUUAGGGCUAGAUUCUGCUACUCAUUUCCAGCUCUAUGGAAGGAACUACAUCAACACUGGAGAAGUUCUAAGAGCUGGUGUACCAAUGCAUCAAUAUGGAUCCCAUUUAUCAUCAUCACCCUUAGGAGGAGAAGGAUUCACCAUUUCAGGGCUUAAUUUGAAUCUUGGAGGUUCCACAUCAUCACAAACUAUUUUGAGGCCAAUGCCAUCAACUACUCAUACUAUGGCUGCUGAUUUCAACUCCAACAUGAUGACAGGUGCAAAUAGUAAUACCCUUGUUGCUGCAGAGAAUAAUAAUAACUUAGGGUUUGGUGGUGGAGAUCAAGUGAAUAAUGCAAACCCUAAUCAUGGCAAUAGGUACAAUAUGCAGGGUACUAUGGACCAUUGUGUGGAUCUUGAUCAUUACUGGCCACCUUCUUACUGAUCACUCCUUCAUUUAGUUUAUUUGCUAUAAUAAAUUAAUAUAUGGUAUAAGGAGACUAUAUAUAUAAAUGUUGGAUAAGUUAUGUUUUUUUCAA
Medicago truncatula (barrel medic) is the source of this 1317-nucleotide messenger RNA. Its product is annotated as protein ATAF2. NCBI's taxonomy places the organism in Eukaryota, Viridiplantae, Streptophyta, Magnoliopsida, Fabales, Fabaceae. The record is from RefSeq and is a predicted model, not a curated record. The transcript is spliced from 4 exons. Gene Ontology annotation, biological process: regulation of DNA-templated transcription. The coding region runs from base 135 to 1223 and encodes 362 amino acids. Gene Ontology annotation, molecular function: DNA binding.